CCCCUUCCCCGACGUACCAUCAAGCACCAACACAGUAGCGGCCAAACCGAUCCAAACAAGCUUCCCUAAAAUAACUUCGCCGGACCUAGGGUUUCUGCAAAUCAAUGGCCACCAACACCAUGUCAGCGCUUCCAAUCCCGAAUUGCUUUAGAAGACACAGUAAUUGUUCACUACCUCUGCGCUUCAACCCCAAUCCAGACAACUCGGCGAGUUCUCUGACCGGAAAUAGUCUCUCAAUCCGCCCGGCCAAUCUCUACUGCCGCGUUCCGAAACACCGCCGGUCAACCGUCGCGACGGUCUUGCUUAGCCUCCCAACUAUGAAACAACGAGAGAGUGCUGCUUCUGAGAAAGUUCCAAAAUGGUCGGCGAGGGCGAUAAAGUCCUUUGCGAUGGCCGAAUUGGAAGCCAGGAAGCUCAAGUAUCCCAAUACUGGUACGGAAGCUCUUUUGACGGGCAUAUUGGUCGAAGGAACCAGUUUGGCUGCGAAAUUUUUGAGGGAAAAUGGAAUUAUGCUUUUCAAGGUGCGAGAAGAAAUUGUUAAGUUACUUGGAAAGUCUGACAUGUAUUUUUUCAGUCCCGAGCAUCCUCCAUUGACUGAACCAGCCCAGAGGGCCCUUGAUUGGGCUGUUGACACAAAACUGAAAUCAGGUGAAAGUGGGGAAAUAACCACAACUCAUUUACUUCUUGGGAUUUGGUCGGAAAAAGAAUCAGCUGGUCAUAAGAUAAUGGCUACCUUUGGUUUUGAUGAUGGGAAGGCUAAAGAGCUGGCCAAAAACAUGGACAAGGAUAUUGUCUUGAGGUUUAAGUAGGGAAAGAGAAGAGUUUCCAACAGUAGGACUUGCUUCUUGUUUCGGGUACCUUCCCAGAACAGCUGCCAAAAGAUUAAUUAUUUAUCCGAGGAAACCGUGAAAUUCUGCUAUAUGCAAUCCUGUGCCAAUUUUCCCACUGAAUGCUUCUUCCGAGGACACUAAAUUUGCAAUUAUUUGGGUAAUUACACUGAAGUUCACAAAGCCAAAGACACCAAUUGCGGGCGGCAAUUGAUUAUGUGGUCAAUAUCUUGGCGUCUCUUCCUCUUUUGAUAGUCUUUCCCGAAGCUUGGUUGAACCGAUUUUUUUUUCUUUUAGUAGACAUUUCAUUCCAAAUUGUGAAAAUGUACUUAACUUUUUGAAAGUGCUUUCGUAAUCCAUGGAUGGCUGUUCAGUUGCCUUA
Diospyros lotus (date-plum) is the source of this 1209-nucleotide messenger RNA. Its product is annotated as ATP-dependent Clp protease ATP-binding subunit CLPT1, chloroplastic-like. The record is from RefSeq and is a predicted model, not a curated record. The transcript has 6 exons. Lineage: Eukaryota; Viridiplantae; Streptophyta; Magnoliopsida; Ericales; Ebenaceae. Bases 105 to 809 code for a protein of 234 amino acids.